AUGAGGCCCGCCACCACACUAUGGACAGCCGCCUUUGCGGUCAUGUCCCUGCACGGCCCUUUUACCCUCGCGGAGGCUGCGCCCGCACACCCAGACCAGGAUCGGCCCAAGUACUACUUUCCCAGGCAUGUAAAGAGAAAUUACCCCAACAUCACAGCCAUCACACACGAAUCAUCGACAACUCCAGAAAGCACAUCGAGCACAUCUUCGCAAGCCUCCAGCCCAGAUGGUGAAGCAGGGGGUUCGUAUAUGCCGCCCGUACCCGUGAGUCUGCCGGCGAGCUUUUCAUUGACCAGCACUACUUCCUAUGUGCCUCCGCAAAACACCUCGACCACAACCACAUCCUCUUCGACCUCGUCGUCCAGCUCGAGUUUGCCACCCUUGAUUACAUCGCAAAGCGUAGAGACGACCGCUCCACACACGACCACAAAACCGACGAGCACAAAACCGAGCGCUGGCUCUUAUGGAGGAAAGCCCACCGACGAGGUUCAACCGACUCCCCGCCCCUCUUCCGAGUCCAAGACAUCGAGAAUUGCGUCGGAGACAUCUUUUACUUCUGAGCCCAGCGGGGAGCCCACAACCCGCAAGCCUACAACAACUGAGAGCAGCAAAGCCGACACGACGACAACCGACACCUCCGGAACCUCUGGCCCGCUGUCGAUACCAGGAACUGGAACAUCAAAAUCCACAUAUCAACCCAGUGCGAAUGGCAUGCCAACGUCGGUAGUCCAGCCAACUGCGUCUCCUACGUCCACUGACGGGGGAUUGCUUGGUGGACUCCUUGGAACUGGCUCGUCGUCUCCCCAAUUCACGUAUCAGCCAAGUGAAUCUACGGAAUCUUCGUCGUCGUCCCGACAGUUCGUCUACAGCCCGGAGCAGACUGCUGGGACCCCAAAGCGUCCUGGCUCCGCCGGAACCACAGGUGGAGUCUCGGGAGGCGAGAGUGUUUCUCCGACCGCAAGCACCGCAUCCGAUGAGACGUCAUCUUCGACAUCUCGACAGUUCGUCUACAGCCCAGAGGAGACCACCGGGACUUCAAAGCGUCCUGGCUCCGCCGGAUCCACAGGUGGAGUGGUGGGAGGCGAGAGUGUUUCUCCGACCGCGAGCACCGCAUCCGAUGGGACGCCAUCUUCGGCAAAGACAACCAGCUCCAGCCAUCCUCUGCUCGUGGGCCUCUCGACGAUCAUCGAGAACACUGCCAUCCUCACUCCCACCUCCUCCAAGGCACCCGAGUUUACUUACAAGCCAACUGGGACAGACAACUCCACCUCGAGCGAAGCUGGACCGACUGGGACGCGGGAGAGCUCGAGCGGUACGGAACCAGCGUACGCCGCCACUGGUACAUCUCCCACGCUGGGUUUGCCCACGGCGACGCCUCCCGCAAAUACCACAAGCAAUGGAGGAGGGGUGAGCAGCGUCGUGUCUUCUAUGGCCUCUCAGAUCUCGAGCGGGGUGUCUUCGGCGCUGUCAGAGGCAACUGCUACCAACACCACGGCCGGGUUUGGUUUGCCGUUGGCGACCGAUGCAUCCCAGAAAUUGUCCGCGCUCGCUUCAUCUCUCAGCGUUGAGCUCUCCAGCAUUGCUGCCACCGCUUCUGAUUCCCGGGUCUCCAAGUCGCUGGCCUCCGAGUUCUCUGGCAUUCUUUCCAGUGCUGCUUCGUCGUUGGCCGAAGCCACCGCGACCUCGACCAGGCCCUCGGCCGUGAGCGCCACCGCGACCUCAUCCUCCAUCACGGGCACAGAAACCUCGUCUGGUAGCUACACGUCCAGCACUUCCACGGGCACUUCCGGUGUGCCGGUCGUGCCGGUGCCACUUACAACGCCUUCUGGAUCUUUGAGCAUGUCGCAUCCGGGAUCCUCCACCAACGAGACCGAGAUCGCAACAGCGACUACGAGCUCUGGUGUUGCCGGUAUUACGUAUUCGCCUUCCAUUCAUCUGACCACCGGUGCUUCCUUGACGCUCCCCUCAAGCUCAUUGACUAUCAGCUCUUCUAGCUCCACCAACGCGACAGCCGUCAUCAUUCCCAUCAACACCUCCUCCGGAAUCAAGACCCAGGAGAGCUCGACCGAGUCUGCCACGUCGAGGGAAAUGACCUUGACGCAUGAGCCAACAUCCACCGUGGAGGCAACCACCACGUCGAGCACGCCGAAGACCGCCGCUGAGACCACGACAGCCGCCCCGACCACGACAGCCGCUCCUACCACUUCCAAGGCUCCACACUCGAUUGAGCCGACUGGCAGUGACUCGGCUACGGUAUUCGUUGUCCCGACCUCGCUCGUGUAUGCUCCAGCUACCACAGCCACUCCCACCGCGACGGAAUCCGAAUCCAGUGGUAGCGUGUCGGUGGACAGCACCCCUACCUCGGUGGCUACCGGUCUGCCAACAUACAUGCCUCGUUUCGUCCAGCCGCCCAAUGGCAUGCCAACGCCGCCUGCCAACUCUACCCUCAUCCAGGUCGGUUUCAACUAUGGCCUCAACUGGCCUUUCGUCAUCGGUACGGACACCUCUGCCAGUCAGAUCUUCACCUACCUCCCCAUGGGCAUUGCGAAUGGUCUUGGUAUCAAGGUGGAGCAAUGCAAGAUGGCUGGUCUGAUGCCAUACGACACCACCGCUACCCUGAACUACAUCACCACUCUUGCUCAGGCCUACAUUCCCUCCACCCUGGUCGACCAAUUGCAGCUUGAUCUGAAGACGCCCGUCUCGCCAGUGUACAAGAACGCGAACCCCGCGGUCCAUAUGCUCAUGUCCAUGAUCAACCCGACCAUCCCCAUUCUCCCUGGUGCGAACAUGGAAGACUCUUCUCGGUCCAAGUCUGGCAACAGCAACCCACAGGCUACCGAGGCAGGCAAGGGCUCCGGUGGCGCGCCCAUUGGCGGCGACUCCGGUGCAUCUCAAUCCGUCAAGGGUACGUCGGUCGGCAUUGGUGUCGGUGCCGUUUGUGGUGCUGCCGUCUACGCGGCUGCCAUGAUCUACGUCGCACGUCGUUAUCGCAAGAAGCGCGCAUCCCAUCAGCGCACCAGCUCCGUCCCCACCACUGGCGAGAUGACUCAGAGGUCACCCGGUGUCCUUUCCGGAGGAGGCAUGGGCAGCUAUUUCAUGUCGGGCGCCAACGGUCGUGGGUCGGGCAUGACGAACGGAAGGAGCAGCGGAGGCAGAAACAGCGACGGCACCGCCGGAAGCAGUAACAACGGCCGCAGCGUACGAGACCAAGGCAUCAGCGCGCCCAUCAUGGCGGAGAAUAGCUUGGGAUGGACUUGA
Lecanosticta acicola is the source of this 3258-nucleotide messenger RNA. NCBI's taxonomy places the organism in Eukaryota, Fungi, Ascomycota, Dothideomycetes, Mycosphaerellales, Mycosphaerellaceae. The record is from the annotation of a GenBank genome assembly.